Messenger RNA from Chaetomium strumarium, 966 nucleotides. Its product is annotated as glycolipid transfer protein domain-containing protein. The coding region runs from base 158 to 778 and encodes 206 amino acids. The record is from RefSeq and is a predicted model, not a curated record. Gene Ontology annotation, biological process: intermembrane lipid transfer. NCBI's taxonomy places the organism in Eukaryota, Fungi, Ascomycota, Sordariomycetes, Sordariales, Chaetomiaceae. Gene Ontology annotation, molecular function: lipid transfer activity. Gene Ontology annotation, cellular component: cytoplasm. The transcript is spliced from 4 exons.
GCGGGGCACGCUGUAACUAGCGAGUACGGGUCUGGUUUCUGAUUGGAGUCGUCUCCAGUUCAGACCGCCUCCUGAGUCCCUUUAUAUUCUCUCUCCCAACAACCCAACUGCCCUCUCGCUCGCCACAACCGUAUUGAUACCUUCCCACGACGACACCAUGGCUACUGCACAGAUUCCCGAGGGAGGUACCUAUCUCGAUACUUUCAAGGGAUCCUUCACCAAGGUCCCUAUCGAUGCCGAGAAGGGCAAUGCGAUCUCGACGACCGAGUUCCUGGACGCGGCCGAGUCCCUGACCACCAUGUUUGACCUUCUCGGUUCCGUAGCGUUCUCCCCAGUCAAGAAGGACCUGAUGGGCAACAUCGAGAAAAUCAGGAAACGGCAGCUGGCUGCCCCGGCCGAGUCGGAGAAUCUGCAAGACCUCGUGCGGAAUGAGCUCAAGAGCGGCUCCCAUACCGCGACUGAAGGCUUGCUAUGGCUUGUUAGAGGCCUUGAAUUCACCUGCAUCGCACUGAGCCAAAACGUGGCCAACCCCGACCACGAACUCUCCGAGUCGUUCCGUAGCGCCUACGGUGUCACGCUGAAGCCCCACCACAGCUUUAUGGUGAAGCCGAUCUUUAGUGCCGCAAUGAGUGCUUGCCCUUACAGGAAGGACUUCUAUGUGAAACUGGGACAGGACGAAGAGAAGGUCAAGACGGAACUUCGCCAGUAUCUCGAGUCUCUGGACAAGAUCGUGGGCAUCCUCAAGGCAUUCCUCGACAGCAAGGAGGCCAAAUGGUGAAGCCCCCCCGGGCGUGCUAAAAUGGUGGACCGGCGCCAGAGGCUACAGCAAAGGGUGCUCUGUUCAUGGCAGAGGGCGGGUAUAUCCGUGAGGCAACAAUGCUGCUUCCUGGACUCAACCCUCGCCCGUUACCGUUACGCCAACAUGGCUAUCACCCCCUUUGGUGUUUAAGUAGUUGCUGGUCUGCU